AUGCCCUCUAUUCGUAAGACCAAACGACUGGAACAGCAUUCAUUUGAAGUCAUCUCUGCUAUUACUUCCAAGAACGACACAAAACGAGGGAUGUGGUUGGUAGUGCUGCUGACUGCCGUCGAGCUCAGACAGGCACUCGAAUUGCGCAUAGACUGUCACCCUGAACCGAGGGCUAAUAUGCACAAAUGCAGGGAGAGAGAUUGUAUCUGGGCACCGACGGAAGAGAAAACGGUGCCUUGGUGUCGUAUGAAAGAAGGAAUCGGCUACUCGCAUAAACAAACCGAUGGAUCCGUGAGUGCUCGAAGUUUUUGCCUUCUUUUAACCACAUAG
This is a messenger RNA of Cooperia oncophora, 330 nucleotides long. NCBI's taxonomy places the organism in Eukaryota, Metazoa, Nematoda, Chromadorea, Rhabditida, Trichostrongylidae. The record is from the annotation of a GenBank genome assembly.